UGUUUGGAUGGAGAGUGAAGUAGCAUGGAGCGGUUCCAUCCACAAUAUACGGUUGUUUGGUUAGGGAGCAGCCGGAGCGGAGCGGUUCCAACAAGCGAAUAUGCUCCAAAGAUGCUGGACCGCGAGAGACCUCCAAAAUGAGCGGACCGAGCGGCUCCGUCCCGAGCGCGCUCGCGUGAUUUCUCCCGCGCGUCUGUGCCUUCUCCCGCGCGCUGUUCCCGCGCAACGUCUCCUCCCGCGCCGCCACAGGUCUUCUGCGCCUUCAUUUUGGUCCAAGAACUUUACACAGGAACGCAAGCUUGAUCCAAUGGAGGGAGAGGGGAAAGGUGGUGCUGUUUGGACAGCAAGCCAAUCCAACUUUAUGCAGGUUUUCCUUGCCAAUCUUGUAGUGGAUGGCAUCAAAACAAGCACCGGUGGUUUCAAGAGGGUUCACCUCAAUGCUUGUGCUAAAGCUUUGAAUGAGCAUUUCAAACUUAAUAGGACUGCUGAGCAAAUUUCUAACCACUUGAAGACAGUGAAGAAGAAGUACGUUAGGAUUAAUCAACUUAGGGCUGAAAGUGGGUCUGGUUGGGAUGAAGAUUUAUUUAUGGUUACAAUGGACCAUGAGCAGUACACAACCCACUUUGCGAAUGACAAGAACAAGGGGGAUGAUGAGUACAUCAACAAACCAUUACCUUACUAUGGCAAUUUAGCAACAAUAUAUGGUAAUAGUACAACAACAGGAAGGUUUGUGAAGACCUCAAAUGACCCUCUUGGAGUAGAUGAGUUGAAUACCCAAAAAGAAAUGGAGAACAUUGGGACACCAACUAAUGGUUUGAAUGACAAGGAAGGCAGCCCACCUAAGAGGGACGAAGGAGGACCUAGUAGACCAUCCAAGAGAGCUAAGAAGGAUGAAUGUGGAGCAGAUCCUUUGGUUCAAGCCUUUCAAAGUGGUGCUGAAACUAUAGCUAAUGCUAUUGAAAAGGCUGCAGCAAGUAAAGGUUUGCCAAACGGAUUGUUUGAAGCGGUGGACAGCCUUCCGAGAUUUGAGCUUGAGCACAAGUCUAGGUACUACUCUCAUAUGCUUGGUGAUCCUAAUCUUGCAAAUGGUUUCAUGAAUGUGUCCGUGCUUUACAAGAUCACAAUGAUGACCGAUUUCAUGAACAAGAAUAUGUAGGCUUCCUAGGUACUUAAGUAGACCUAGUUGGAUGAUUCUAUUGAGUAGUCAUGGACUCUUGUGGUAUGGAUGAUUUUGAGACAUGCAUUUGUAUCCAUGAACAAAGCUCUUUGGAUAUUCUUGCAUGUCAUGGUGGUUGUAUUUUGGGAUGGUGAUUGAUGCCAUAUUGAACUGGGAAUCACACUAUAUUGGACUGCUCAUAUGUUGAGUAUUUUGUGCUGAAUGUGGCUGCUCAUAUGUAACCGCAUUGUUGAGAACAUUGUGAUGGUAAUGAGUUGUUGUAUGUUGAUCAUAGUGUGUUACAAUUUGAAAUUAUACUCUAGUUCCACUCUUGAACCAAACAAAGAAUGGAGCCGAUCCGUUCUACUUCACUCCGGAACCAAACAAAAAAUA
Messenger RNA from Zea mays, 1549 nucleotides. RefSeq lists its product as uncharacterized. NCBI's taxonomy places the organism in Eukaryota, Viridiplantae, Streptophyta, Magnoliopsida, Poales, Poaceae. The transcript has 4 exons. The record is from RefSeq and is a predicted model, not a curated record. The coding region runs from base 101 to 1156 and encodes 351 amino acids.